AUGACAAAUCCAAGUUCACCACCGAUCGCUUCAUCUACCAAUAACAAUUCAACAACAUCAACACUCUCAUCGGCAAGUUUCGCAAAUUACUACGAUGCAAAUACCGCUGCGGCGGCAGCAGCAGCCGCGGCAGCCGCUGCAGCCUACUAUCCACCAUUACCUCCACCGUCAGCAGGCAAUCGUUUGGGACAACCUUCUUCUACAUCUGUACAAUCCUAUGGUGUUCACCAGACAAAUCCUUAUACGGGUUAUCCUGAUGCCUAUCACUUACUUUCACGACCACCAGCUGCAUAUCCGUAUGCUAUGUCAUCAGUCAAUUCUAAAGAAUUAGCGAAACCUGCAAUGAGCUAUAUCGCCCUGAUAACAGCGGCUAUUCAAAAUAGUCCCGAUCACAAAUGUACUCUAAACGGUAUUUAUCAAUAUAUUAUGGACCAAUAUCCAUAUUAUCGAGAAAAUAAACAAGGUUGGCAAAAUUCAAUUCGCCAUAAUCUAUCGUUAAAUGACUGUUUUGUUAAAGUUUCACGGGACGAUAAACGACCAGGCAAAGGAUCGUAUUGGAUGCUACAUCCUGAUUCACACAAUAUGUUUGACAAUGGUUCCUUUCUACGGCGACGUCGUCGUUUUAAACAAGAGUCAUCUAAUCAUCUACAUCGAAAUCAACAAUCUGCUGGUGGUAAUGGAGGUCGACGAGGUCAAUUACAUCAGCGAAACUCACCAAGUCUAAUCAGUCCAACAUCGACAAGUAAUUCUCUUGAAUCACGACCGAAUGGUACGAAAUCGAAUCGUUCUCGAAAUCCCGGAACUAAUUCAGUUGUCAAAGAGUCUUCACCGGAUGAUACCGAUUGCCCCGAGUCAUCACGAAAGAAACUUACUGGUGGAUAUACAACUCCAAAAAUGGAACCGGUGGAAGCAAGCGAAUCAGGUGAUCAUCUUUCAACAUAUGGUCUACCAUCGUCAUCCAAAACCCCACCCAUGUCAAAUAGUUUACCAGGAGCAAUACCAAACUUUAAUUUUAUCGAUCCGAUGACAAUGGCAGCUGUUAUUUACGAACAGACUGGUGGCACGUCAUCGACUACAUCAAAUUCAUCGAAUUCAUCGACAACAUCAUCGAUCUCCUUAGCUGCUGCUGCCUAUGCCGCUGCUUCUUCAAACUAUCCAUCAUCGUCAUUAAAUGGAAAUACAAAAACAACUCAGCUUCAUCCCCAUCAUAUUCAUAACGGUAAUAACACACCGCAUCACAAUGGUCAACAUCUCUACUCACCCAACAACGACUAUAUUUCAUCUUCUGUAAGCACAUCGAAUGGCUACUGGCCCUACUCGAGUCAAACAUACUUUCCCAGCACAACAAGACAGUACAUGGUCACUCAACCGCCUCCGUCAUGUCCUAUAACACCAACAGGAGUGUCUGACACAUCUUCAUCAUCUUCCCAACAAGAUCUAUCCUAUCAUACACACGGAUCAUAUCCACACAUGCAGAAAAUGGUUGGUAAUUAUCCAGCUAGUUAUGAAUUUUACCAGCAACAUAACAAUAAAUACUGUUAA
Adineta ricciae is the source of this 1542-nucleotide messenger RNA. The record is from the annotation of a GenBank genome assembly. Lineage: Eukaryota; Metazoa; Rotifera; Eurotatoria; Adinetida; Adinetidae.